AGACGAUAUGGCCGACGAGAACCAGCUCGAUGGGAUUGCAGACCUUACCAGCAAGGCCAAGGGCAGUUUGGGCCAAAACAUCGGACAGCUGCAGCAGCUGAUGAUGCACAGCGGCGAAUUCAAGAAAGCCGCUAAAUUCUUCGAUACUGUACCAGAAUUGCCCGCAGAAGAAGGCAGAAACUUCUUAAAGAUGAUGGAGCACAUCAAACAUGCAUGUGACAGCUAUGGCCAGGUUUUGGGAGGGGCGCGCAGAUAUGUCAUUUCUGCAAAGGCCUUUUCCAAAGACACUGUCAACUUCACAACUGACGUCCAAAAGGACGACCUGGAGCCGGGUGACAUUGAAGAUGUUUUCAGUGAUUUCACAGACAGCAUCGAUAAGAUGAAAGAAAGCAGCAGAGAGGUCGAGGCCCUGAAAGAAAACUUCAAAAGUGUUUUGAUGAGGCUCAGGACUGCCCAGGCAGAGGCAGAAAGUGAGAGAGUGCGUGGAAAGGAAAAGGCUGGCAGUAAACGCCCACACGCAGGAGCCACUUUUCUUGGCACAAUUGCGAGCUUUCUGGGUAUCGAAUUCCCUUUCAAGUCUUCAAAUGAUGCGGAAACGAGCAAGGAGUGGGAAGAGGCCCUCGAUUCUGUGCUCCGCCGACUGGACGAAGUCUAUUCCAUUUUAGACUCCAUGAGAGACGAGUGCACAAGCGCAUUGGACCAGCUGUCCCACGGCAUCAAGGGCAUCGUGGACAAAUCCAAGGCAAUGGCAGACUGGAAAAACCCUGCAAAAAGCAAACACAUGAAAGAGAAGUGCAUCCGACUGGGUGAGGAAUCGGCGGAGCUGGAGAGAGCCUGCAUCGAGUACAUGAGGGCAGAUGACAAAAUUCGCGGGAUUGCUGGAGCCAUGAACCGGCUCAGCAUGGAAUAG
This is a messenger RNA of Branchiostoma belcheri (Belcher's lancelet), 910 nucleotides long. RefSeq lists its product as uncharacterized. Bases 8 to 910 code for a protein of 300 amino acids. Lineage: Eukaryota; Metazoa; Chordata; Leptocardii; Amphioxiformes; Branchiostomatidae. The transcript has 5 exons. The record is from RefSeq and is a predicted model, not a curated record.